GCAUGAUGAAGACCUGAUAAAAGAACAACAAAAAGAUAUAAGAUGGCUGCCAGACUCAGAACAAAUCCAGACAACCUGAGCCUGGGCUCGUUUGGGAGACUCUGUCGCUCCGGACUGGGAAUGUUGACAAGUUCCUCCCAAGGAAGUUUGGGGUGUCCUGAUGUGCCACACGCAUCGUCACUGCUCAGCAAUAUGGAGGACCUCAGGCAACAAGAAAAAUUGUGUGAUAUCUGGCUUGAGGCUGAGGGUGAGAAGCUGCCUGCUCACAGGGUAGUUCUGAGUGCGUGCAGCCCUUACUUCUGUGCUAUGUUCACUAACGACAUGAAGGAGUCUGUUGAGACGUGUGUAACGAUAAAAGAGUUGGAGUUUUCAGCACUGAAAGCUCUUGUUGACUUUGUGUACACAGGAUACCUUGAUGUCAAUGUAACAAACGUCCAGUCUCUUUUUCAAGCGUCCAAUCUCCUCCAGAUUCACUCGGCUAUGAAGGUGUGUUGCUCGUUCCUGGAGUCCCAACUCCACCCCACUAACGCACUGGGUAUCCUCAACUUUGCAGAGAUCCACUCCUGCCAGGACCUCAAGUUAGCUUCCCUCAAGUUUGUGGAUACCCACUUUAUGGACGUAGUGGAGGGUGAGGAGUUCCCCCUGCUCCCCUCUAACCAGGUGUCAGACAUCUUGUGUAGAGACGAGAUAAUAAUAAAAAGUGAGGAGCAGGUGUUUGAAGCGGUUCAGAGAUGGGUCAGCUACAUUAGCAGUGACAGUGAUAUUACUCCUUCUGAGAGACAGGUCGCUUGUCCUAGACUUCUCAACCACGUGCGAUUACCUCAACUCUCUCCUGAAUACCUCAUGUCCAAGGUGGAGCAAACUCCGUUUAUAAGGAAGAACUUGGCUUGUAGGGACCUAGUAGAUGAGGCUAAGAACUAUCAUCUCUGUCCCAAGAUGGCUACUAAUGUCAUGUCACAGGAGCGCUUCCAACCCCGUCUCAGUACCUGUGGACAGUUGUACGUGUGUGGAGGUAUUGACAGUAGUUGGGACGCUGCUGCUGUUGAAAGUGUGGAGGUGUAUGAUCUCCGGUCUAACAGCUGGGAUCUCAGCACCCCAAUGAGUUCUAAGCGUGGGCGUGUCGGCGUCGCUACGCUGGAUCAGCAUUUGUACGCUAUUGGUGGCUACAACGGUACCUCUUAUCUCAAUACAGGUGAGAGAUACGACACAAUCCUGAACAGCUGGGUAGCAAUAGCACCUCUGAACACUCCGCGGCGCUCGCUUGCACUUGGAGUGCUUGGUGGUCCAAUGUACGCUCUCGGUGGGUACGAUGGUGCUAGCUCCCUCAAAUCUGUGGAACGGUACGACCCUCAGAGUAACUGCUGGACUAAGGUAGCCUCAAUGCUAACUCACCGUGGCGGAGCAGGGUGUGGAACUCUACAUAACUUCCUCUUUGUAGCGGGCGGUGAUGACCGCUCUUCUAGACUCAACUCAGUGGAGAUGUUUGACCCUCACAUGGCCAAGUGGAGUAAAGUAGCACCGAUGGCUGUGUCACGGGUCGGAGUGGGAGUAGCUACACUUAACAGUAACUUGUACGCUGUGGGCGGACACGACGGUAGAUCCUAUCUUAAUACAGUCGAGAUGUACGACCCCAACGCUGACGUGUGGAAGGAGAUAAAGUCGAUGCGUCAGGCACGUGGUGGUGUUGGAGUCUGCACGCUCGGCGCGCGCAUAUUCGCUGUGGGAGGACACGACGGUAGCGCAGCGCUGAGAACGGUGGAGUGCUAUGAUCCGCGCGCAGGCGAAUGGAGCGAGAUGGCCAGCAUGGAUACUCAUCGGUUUAGCGCUGGUGUCGGAGUUAUUAGAGAUAUCUAAUUUUAGUGGUAUUUUGAUGAUUUAUUAUUGAUGAAUUAUUACGAUGGUCGGUGAAUACUGAUUUCCAUAACAAUGAAAGAGAAACUUGUUGUGCUUGAAACGAUUCAGUCAACUUGAUGGUUAAAUGUAAACUAUAGAGCUCACUGACUCUACUAUUUAUUUGUUGAACUGUGAACAUUGUGCAUUCAUUAUUGAUUUUAUCAAACUAAAACUGUAGUCGCAUAAACUUAUAGAGUAACCGCUUAAAUUUUGGAUUCGAAGGUAAUGAUCAUUUGAACUUAUUACUUUCCGCUGCUUAAUAUAUUAUAGUUACUUAGCAUUGCUGUGCUGCUUUGAAUUUGUUAAAUUUGUAUUUCAUUUUGGUAAAGUUUCCCUGUUAAGAUUUAUUAUUCCUAGAGACUCGUUCUCGCGGAACAUAGAGGGAGUUAUAUUUAAAUUAUUAUUAAUUGCAUACAUUUUUCAUUCAAAUAUAAUAAUAUAUAUCUUAUUGUUCUUAUUCAUUUUAGUUCCCCAUUGCAUUGUACUGUAAAUAUAAACUCAACUAGUUGUAUUAGUCAUAUCCAUAGAUUUGAAAUUAUCAUUCCGUAAAGUGAUUAUUUUCUUCAACAUAUCAAUAUUUUAAAAGUUUUACUCUUUACUUUUGAAAACUGUGUUUGUGGAAAGCCUUGCUGUCUUGCUGAGUGAUCGUCUUUAGUUCUUACCUUUAUUGGAUUAAUUUCAUUGUUUGUUUUUUCUUGUAAAUAA
Messenger RNA from Bolinopsis microptera, 2598 nucleotides. Its product is annotated as kelch-like protein diablo. Gene Ontology annotation, molecular function: protein binding. The coding region runs from base 43 to 1854 and encodes 603 amino acids. The record is from RefSeq and is a predicted model, not a curated record. Lineage: Eukaryota; Metazoa; Ctenophora; Tentaculata; Lobata; Bolinopsidae. The transcript is spliced from 10 exons.